AAAGAACAGACCAUAGAAUAGAGUGCACUGUGCAUGUUCGACGAAUGCCCGUCGUUACCCACCCUGCUUGUUAUCGAUUGUCGAAGUAUCAGUAAGUUACAAGACUCGACGUUACGCGCGCUGGGUUCGCCCAAUUAAAAUCUCUCAAUGGACGGUAUCUACACAUGCGAUCCACAUUCUAGUGAAUAUAUAAAUUACGAUUGAAAUCUGGCGGCAACGUGAAAGGAUAUUUACACUGGUAUUUACACACAAGAUAAUUGUGUGUUCGUUUGUUUCUCAGCAGAUCGUGAUAAAUUAGACAAGUUUAUAAAAAUGGGUAUUACGGGAUUGUUGCCGUUUUUGGAAAAAGCUUCCAGAAGAACCAAUGUCAGCGAAUUUUCCGGCGGCGUCGUUGCGAUCGAUACAUAUUGUUGGUUACACAAAGGUGUAUUUUCUUGCGCUGAGAAAGUAAUGAUGGGACAAACAACGAAUGCGUAUGUCUUAUAUUGCAUGAAAUUUAUAAAUAUGCUUUUAAGACAUGAUAUCAAACCGAUCUUAGUGUUUGACGGUCGACAGCUGCCUGCUAAAAAAAAGACGGAAGUCAAGAGACGAGAGGCCAGACAGAUGAAUCGCCGCAAAGCACUAGAAUUGAUAAAAAUGGGUCAGGAUGCUGAAGGAAAGAAUUUGUUGAAACGAGCUAUAGAUAUUACUCAUGAAAUGGCAUUAGAAUUAAUCAAAUAUUGCCAGAGUGAGAACAUUGACUGUAUUGUAGCUCCUUAUGAAGCUGAUGCACAAUUAGCGUAUUUAAAUAUUAGUGGUAUAGCUGAUGUUGUUAUUACAGAAGACAGUGACUUGACACUAUUUGGAUGCAAAAAAAUAUUAUUCAAGAUGGAUUUUAAUGGACAUGGAGUUUUGAUUGAACAAGACCUAUUACAUUUGGCAAUGGAUAUGCGAUCCGAGCAAUUCAACAUGGAUAAAUUUCGUUACAUUUGUAUUUUGUCUGGUUGUGAUUACCUUCCUUCUCUCCCUGGUAUUGGUUUAGGAAAGGCACGAAAAUUUAUCACAAGAAAUACAGAUCCUAAUAUACAUAAGGCAUUAACACGUGUUGGAUCAGUUCUCAAUAUGAAGUCAUUAGAAGUGACUCAAGAAUACAGAGACGCUUUUAUAUUAGCAGAUAUAACAUUUAGACAUCAAUUAGUAUUUUGUCCAUUACAAAGAAAACAAGUGCGUUUGAAUCCACCCACAGCUGAUAUUACUGAAGAUCAAUUAUGUUAUGCCGGCCAAGAAUUAGAUGCAGACUUAGCUUUACAACUGGCUCUUGGUAAUUGCGAUCCGUGCACUUUGAAAAUGCUUCAUGAUUUUAAUCCAGACAAAAUUGAGAGAAAAAGGAAGCGAAGUACAGGAACUGGGCGAGUAACGAUGAAUCAUGCUAGUAUUUGGUCAAGCAAAUAUGAAUUGGAAAAUGGAUCGAAAGAGAAGAGACGCACGUUGUCUUUUGCAAGUGCAGUAAAAUCUAUCAUCACUGUAGGAAAAAAACAGAUUUUACAAAGGGAAUCUUUAAAGGACAAUUUUGUUCCAUCCAAAUUUGAUAAUAAUCUAAGUUCGCAGUGUGAGAAUACCUCAGAACGUCAGAAUUUGAAUCAAAAUAUUUUAGACAUCUAUAAUGAUCAAGAGACGAAAUCAACUGCUAGUCCUGAACAGGAAUCAGAACAAAUGUUGGAUUUAGAAAAUAAUACAUCACCAGAAUUGUCAAGGCAAAAAAAUCCAUUUAUUAAACGAGUAUCGCAACUCACAACUUCACCCAGUGUUCUAUCCAGUGGAAAUUAUCGUCAAAGGGGAAGAAAUUUAAUGCGCGUAAGGCGAACGAUUAUAGACGAGAAUACUAUAAUAGAAAGCAAAUAUUUCUCCAAGAAGGAUAACGAAAACCAUGACGUGCCCAAAUUAGAUAAUAACAUUGAAGAUAUUAACUCAGAAAGUACAGAAUGCAAUGUAAUUGCAAACGGGAACAUCGAUACGCAUAAUAUAUAUAGCAGAACAAGUCACAAAGAAUUAGAUUUUGCAGGAAGUACUGUCUCAGCAAAACAUGAUUCGUUCUUUGUGAAUCCAAAUGAAUCUCCAAUCAAUUUCAAUAAAAAUGCUCACGAAAAGUCAUAUUCUGAUGACAGGAUAACCGAAAUAUCGUCGACGAUACAAUGUACAAGAAUUAAUGACAGUUAUACCUCAGAUAAUGUAUCAGAAUCAUCAAGUUCGAAUAUGACACCUGUUGAUGAUUUGAUCAAUCACAAGAAUACAAGCAAUUUACGAGAAGACUUGUACAAAUGGUCAAAUACUAAGAAUUGUCAAUACACUCCGCGUAAAAGAACAGAAAGUUCCAAGAAACAGAAUACACCCAAUCUGGUUUCACCCAAAAUAAAAUCACUAACAAAACAGACACGUCAAAGUAAACAGUUAUCAUCAGUUCCUAGCCAGCAGAGUUUAUUAAGCAUGUACGGAUUUCAAAAAAGGUCGACUCUUAAACAUCAAACUUAAUUAUUAAACUUAUAAAUUUAUUUAAUUCUGGACCAUAUUCUGGUCUUGUAAAAAUCAGAUAUGUAUAAACAUUGAUAGAUCGAUUUUUUUAUUUCAAAUGCGUUCAAUGAAGGAUUGUGAGUAGAGCUCCAAUGUGUGUGUAUUUAAACUGUGAGAGAAUG
This is a messenger RNA of Harpegnathos saltator (Jerdon's jumping ant), 2669 nucleotides long. RefSeq names its product Exonuclease tos (gene tos). Gene Ontology annotation, cellular component: nucleus. Gene Ontology annotation, biological process: DNA recombination; mismatch repair. Gene Ontology annotation, molecular function: metal ion binding; 5'-flap endonuclease activity; 5'-3' DNA exonuclease activity. The transcript has 8 exons. Bases 313 to 2508 code for a protein of 731 amino acids. NCBI's taxonomy places the organism in Eukaryota, Metazoa, Arthropoda, Insecta, Hymenoptera, Formicidae. The record is from RefSeq and is a predicted model, not a curated record.